AUGAAACAGAGAUUCUCGUCCUUGGACGUCAGAGUCAUCGCUCACGAGCUCUCAAACGCACUGGUCACCCUUCGCCUUGCCAACGUCUACGAUCUCUCCUCGCGCAUCUUCCUCCUCAAGUUCGCCAAACCAGAUCAUCGAGAGCAGCUCAUUGUCGACUCAGGCUUCCGUUGCCAUCUCACCAGCUUUGCUCGAGCGACUGCAUCCGCGCCCUCACCGUUCGUUGCUAGAUUACGCAAAUUUCUACGAACGAGACGUUGCACAGCUGUCAAGCAGAUCGGCACCGACCGAGUCAUCGAGAUCGAGUUCUCAGAUGGCUCGUACAGGCUGUUCCUCGAGUUCUAUGCUGGCGGCAAUAUUGUCCUCACCGACAACGAGCUCACGAUACUGGGACUGCUGCGUUCAGUGAACGAAGGCGAAGAGCAUGAGCAAUAUAGGCUUGGGCUGAAAUACAACCUCUCGUUGAGACAGAACUAUGAGGGAGUGCCGGAAUUGACCCGCGAGAGGCUAAAAGAUGGACUGGAAAAGGCAGUACAAAAGCAGCAAGCGGAGGCGCAAAAGCCUGGGAAAAAGCCCAAGAAGAAAGCAGGCGAUGCUCUCAGGAGGGCGUUGGCUGUAACUACAACCGAAUUCCCACCCAUCCUGAUUGACCAUGCCUUGCAUGUCACAGGUGUGGAUCGUACAAUAGAGCCCGAGCAGGUCAUCGCGAGCGAUGCACAUAUAGAUCAGGUUCUGGCGGCUCUAGAGGCGGCCAAGAAGGUGAUCGCGGACAUCACUUCCGCAGAGACGGCCAAGGGAUAUAUUCUCGCAAAGCGUAAAGCGCCUCGAGAAGGUGACGAGGCUGCCGAUUCCUCUCAAAAUGUCAUGUAUGACGAUUUCCACCCUUUCAAGCCUGCACAAUUGGAAAGCGAAGCUUCUAAUGUCUUCAUUGAGUUCGAGGGCUUCAACAGGACAGUCGACGAGUUCUUCUCUUCAAUUGAAGGCCAAAAGCUCGAGUCACGCCUACAAGAACGAGAGGACAAUGCCAAGCGCAGGAUUGAACAGGCUCGACAGGAGCAAGAAAAGCGCAUCGAAGGACUGCAGAACGUGCAGGAGCUGAAUGUACGCAAAGCGCAGGCCAUCGAGGCGAAUGUGGAGCGAGUCGAGGAAGCUGUAGCUGCAGUCAAUGGUCUUGUCGCUCAAGGCAUGGACUGGGUCGAUAUCGGACGGUUGAUCGAGAAUGAGCAGGCCAGACACAAUCCAGUCGCUGAGCUGAUCAAGCUACCACUCAAGCUGCACGAGAACACGGUCACCCUUCUUCUAUCAGAACUGAACGAUGCUGAGGACGAUGUUAUGGCGAACGAGACGGACAGUGAGCCUUCAGACAGCGAGGAUGAGGAUGCUCAAGCGACUCCGAGGCGAGCUACCAGAACUGAGGACAAGCGCCUCACUGUCGAUAUCGAUCUUGCAGCAUCCGCUUGGUCAAAUGCACGACAGUAUUACGAUCAGAAACGAACGGCGGCUGUGAAGCAGGAGAGGACGGCGCAAGCAUCGCAGAAAGCCUUGAAAUCUACCGAACAGAAAGUGUUGGCCGAUUUGAAGAAAGGACUGAAGCAGGAGAAAGAUAUUUUGCGCCCAGUCAGGAAGCAGUUCUGGUUUGAGAAGUUUAUUUACUUCGUUUCUUCGGAUGGCUACUUGGUCCUUGCCGGCAAAGACGCACAGCAGAACGAAAUCAUGUACCGGCGAUACCUCAAGAAAGGCGAUGUAUACGUCCAUGCUGACAUGCACGGUGCGGCGACCGUGAUGAUCAAGAACAACCCGGCGACGCCCGAAGCACCUAUCCCACCUUCUACUCUGUCGCAAGCAGGUAAUCUGGCAGUGUGCACCAGCAGUGCCUGGGACAGCAAGGCUGUCAUGUCGGCUUGGUGGGUCAAUGCAGAUCAAGUGUCCAAGACCGCUCCUACUGGCGAGUAUCUGACGACUGGAGGCUUCAUGGUGCGCGGAAAGAAGAAUUUCCUGCCGCCGGCGCAGCUGUUGCUUGGCUUCGCGAUCAUGUUUCAGAUCAGCGAGGAGAGCAAAGCAAGGCACGUCAAGCAUCGCCUUAUGCAGCGGCCGGAAGACUAUCUCGCCACACCAGACCUCACUGAUGGAGAGACGAUUGCCGAGUCUUCUAUCGCUGGCGAUGACAAUGAGAGUGAAAGCGACGAUGACGAUUUCCCAGACGCUGGUCCUGCGCCAAGGAUCGAGGAAGACGAAGACGAUGAAUUUCCUGAUGCGGCGCCUCAGCAAGAGCAAUUCUCCAGCGAUGAAUCACCAGAGAUGCAGCGGGAGAGAACGUACGGAUCUUACGAGGACGAGGAGACGGAGUACCGCUCAGGUCAACAUAACCCUCUGCAGGCUGGUACCUCAAGACCUGAAGUAGUCAACGGGGAACAUGACGAUGAGCAUGAUGACGACGAAAGCCACGACGAAGAGGAAGAUGAGCAGGGAGAGGAGGGCGCUGAUCUCGACCGUGAGAAUACUGAGUCUACCCUCACUCCUGGAGACACAGCUACACCCACCGAAGCCGAUGAUGCGGAACAGGACGGUGAUACAGAGGCACCUCAGUUGACUAAUCGAGAACGCAAGAUGAAGAAUAGACUAGAGCAAGGGAAGCCGCUGAAGAACGAUGCCAAGGUCAAGCCAGCCAAGGGAGCUCGAGGUCGCAAGGGCAAGAACAAGAAGAUGGCACAGAAGUAUGCUGAUCAAGACGACGAAGACCGCGAGUUGGCUAUGAAGCUUCUAGGAUCUAAAGCGGGCGAGGAGAGGAAGCAAGCGGAAGCACAAGCAAAAGUCGAGAAGAAGGAGAAUGCAGAGGAUGCCCGUGCUCGUCGAAGAGCUCAGCAUGAUCGAGCUCAGAGAGAAGGCCUAGAGGCAGAGGAGAUUCGACGUCUGAAUCUCGAAGAAGGCGUCGAAGCUCUCGAUGAGGAAGAGGCGUCGCAACUGACACAAUUGGAUUCCCUGAUCGGCAUGCCUCUGCCUGGCGACGAAAUCCUCGAGGCGAUCCCCAUCUGCGCUCCAUGGGCAGCUUUGAGCCGCUUCAAGUACAAGGCCAAGAUGCAGCCGGGCCAGCAAAAGAAGGGCAAAGCCACGAGAGAGAUUCUUGGCAAGUGGACGAAGGACGCGAGUGAUCCGAAGAAGAUCGAUGCUCAGACUCAGGACAGUGAAAAGAUCUGGCCGCACGAGGCUGAGCUCAUCAAGGGUUUCAAGGAGGCUGAGGUUGUGGGAGUCAUACCCGUCAAGUCGGUCCGUGUGAUGAUGUCUGGAGGCUCUGGCGCGGACAAGGGUAAGGGUGGAGGCCGCGGUGGGAAAGGGGGCAGAGGCGGAAAGGGGUCGAAGAGGCGGUAA
This is a messenger RNA of Zasmidium cellare ATCC 36951, 3366 nucleotides long. RefSeq lists its product as uncharacterized. The coding region runs from base 1 to 3366 and encodes 1121 amino acids. Gene Ontology annotation, cellular component: RQC complex. Lineage: Eukaryota; Fungi; Ascomycota; Dothideomycetes; Mycosphaerellales; Mycosphaerellaceae. Gene Ontology annotation, biological process: rescue of stalled cytosolic ribosome; ribosome-associated ubiquitin-dependent protein catabolic process. The record is from RefSeq and is a predicted model, not a curated record. Gene Ontology annotation, molecular function: tRNA binding; ribosomal large subunit binding. The transcript has a single exon.